AAGUGCCACAAUUGAAAAAAACCAACUACAAAAACCCAUCCUUCCUCCUUCUCCAUCACCUCCUCUUGAUUUCAAAACUCUCUAACAUCACUCAAAAACACUUUCUCAGAAAAACAAAACAUUUGUUUCCCUAACAUGGCCAGACCACAACAGCGUUACCGCGGCGUCCGACAAAGGCAUUGGGGCUCUUGGGUCUCCGAAAUCCGCCACCCCAUUCUAAAAACAAGAAUCUGGCUCGGAACUUUCGAAACAGCCGAGGAUGCCGCACGAGCCUACGACGAAGCAGCGAGACUAAUGUGCGGAACAAGAGCAAGAACAAAUUUCCCUUACAAUCCAAACGUGUCUCAAUCAUCAUCUUCCAAGCUUCUCUCAGCAACUUUAACUGCUAAACUCCACAGAUGCUACAUUGCUUCAUUGCAAAUCACUCGACCAGUAUCUCAUCAACAACAACCUCAGAGAGAAUCUGCAGAAUCUCUCACCAUUUCCACAAACAAUGUUCCUGUGAAAAACAGUGAGGAAUCUGACACUCACACUACUAUGAGACAUGAUGAAGAGGAGAAAAACUCAGAGGGAAAUUGGGUUUUCAAGAAAGUUAAAGUUGAAAAUUCUCAGCAAUUUUUCAAGCCUCUUGAAGAAGAUCACAUUGAACAAAUGAUUGAGGAGUUGCUUCAUUAUGGAUCAAUUGAGCUUUGUUCUGUUAUUCCACCACAGUCUCAUUGACUUUUGAGUACUACUAUUUCACAUUCUUGUUAAGCUAAUUUUAACUAAAUUAAUAUUAUUAAUGCUUAGCUAGUGUUCAUGUUUGGUCCUAGAUUAUUUAUCUAAGUGACCUAUUGGACAAUGUUGUUAUUAUUAUUAUGGUUAUGUACAUUCAAUUAUGUUGUCAUGUUUAUGAGAUUAUGUUUCUUGGCU
Molecule: messenger RNA, 912 nt
Organism: Lathyrus oleraceus (garden pea)
Lineage: Eukaryota; Viridiplantae; Streptophyta; Magnoliopsida; Fabales; Fabaceae
Product: protein PPLZ02
Exons: 2
Coding region: 136-720 (194 amino acids)
Biological process (GO): regulation of DNA-templated transcription
Molecular function (GO): DNA binding; DNA-binding transcription factor activity
Source: RefSeq, a predicted model, not a curated record